Molecule: messenger RNA, 2200 nt
Organism: Pyricularia grisea
Lineage: Eukaryota; Fungi; Ascomycota; Sordariomycetes; Magnaporthales; Pyriculariaceae
Exons: 4
Coding region: 468-1568 (366 amino acids)
Biological process (GO): retrograde vesicle-mediated transport, Golgi to endoplasmic reticulum; Golgi organization; Golgi vesicle budding
Cellular component (GO): trans-Golgi network; Golgi cisterna; cytosol
Molecular function (GO): phosphatidylinositol-4-phosphate binding
Source: RefSeq, a predicted model, not a curated record
UUUCAAUUGAUUGAGGGUGAUCGGACCGACCCAUAGGUCCAUACCUAAGACCACGAACCAGAUUUUAAUCAGCCCAUCAAACCCGAGCACAGGGCUCACCAAUAACCCGGAUUUCGCAAUUGGUUUCCCCAUUGCUCUUUGCUGCAACCCAUUUACGCUAAUUGUCAGUACGACCUUGGUCAGAAACCCCCCGUAGAUAGGGGAGGCAGAAAAAAAAAUUGUACCGGAAAGUAUUUGGAAAGAACCUUAUCCAAGUCGUCUCGACGUGCCACGACACACGCAACGCCGAGAGCUACCCAAAAUAGGCCGCCACCAAAAAAGCAACCGCUCGUUAAACCUCUAAAGCGCAACAACCAACCGCUUGCCGCAAACCAAACAAACACCCCCCUUUUCUCUGAAUUGAUCCUCCCCUCCUCUUCGAUCUCGCCCUCUUCGUCCACAACGAGAACCUCCCUCACCCAUCCACCAUGUCGACCAACGCAUCGGGCGGCCUGACCCGCCGAAGAGGUGGCGGAGGCGGAGGCGGAGGCGGCGGCGCGGGGGCCGGCAGCGAUGAGGGCAGCAGCAGCAACGUUGGCGCCAUUGGCCGAUCCGACUCGUCGAGCAACUUCCAAAAAGACAGCAGCAGCAGCGCGCCCGAGACGAGCUACGAAAAGGGCGAGAACGGCCACAAGAUCGCCUUUGACCCGCGCGACAUCAGCGAGAGCGCCGAGCGCAGCAAGCAGCCCAAGCUGACGCUCAUGGAGGAGGUGCUGCUGCUCGGCCUCAAGGACAAGCAGGGCUACCUGUCUUUCUGGAACGACAACAUCUCAUAUGCCCUGCGCGGCUGCAUAGUCAUCGAGCUGGCCUUCCGCGGCCGCAUCAGCAUGCAAAAGGACCCCUCCAGGCGGCGGUUCCCCUUGGCCGAUCGCUUGGUUGAGGUCAUCGACGAUUCAUUGACCGGAGAGGUACUGCUGGACGAGGCCUUGAAGCUGAUGAAGUCGAGUGAAAAGAUGAGCGUCAGUUCAUGGAUCGACCUGCUGAGCGGCGAGACCUGGAACUUGAUGAAGAUCGGCUACCAGCUCAAGCAGGUGCGCGAGCGUCUCGCCAAGGGCCUGGUGGACAAGGGCAUCCUGCGCACCGAGAAGCGCAACUUCCUCCUCUUCGAUAUGGCCACGCACCCCGUGGUGGACAGCGGCGCCAAGGAGGAGAUACGCCGGCGCGUGCGCAACGUGUUGACCCAGCGCACCGUCGUCCUCCCCGGCUCCCAGUUCCUCCCCGAGAACCUCGAGUUCCGCUACAGCCGCACCAUCGCCCUCGUGUGCGCCGCCUACGCCGCCAACGUUCUCGAGAACGCCCUCAGCACCCUCGGCCACGAAGCCCGCGAGCGCGCCUUUGCCCAGACCGACGAGCUGCUCGCCGAGUACAGCCAGUGGCCGUUUGGGAAGAAGGCCACGGCGCACGGCAUCGGUGCCAACCUGCCCCAGGUUAUCAGUGAUGAAAUUGCAAAGGGCAAAGAUAAAGAACUCCAACUCGAAGUCGUCGCAGCAUGCUUGAGCGUUUUCACCCGACUCGACUCACUGUUAUAAACAGGGCCUGCCAUACUCAAACCUCGUCUACCUAGACGCGAAAAGGGGGGGGAAAAAUUCACAAACACAUACCCACCCAAUUUUACGAAACUCUUCCGCUCGCUCACGACCUCCUGCGAGACCACCACCAGUGAAUUGGCACUUCGACGUUUCACGCUUCAAAAAAAAAACCCCCACAGCCUGCUUUUGCAAGAAACGGAGAAGGAAAAAGCUUGCCCAACAUUAGACUUUUUGGCUUCAAAUUUCCAUGCUUAAAAAUCCCGUCUCCUGGACUGGACUCUGGCUUGGGCAAAAUAGGGAAUGGGGUUGAGGGACAAAAUGAACAAGCCGAAACCAGGUGCCCACGACAGAAAAAAAGAAACGAUGAAUCGGCGGACGGUGGUCGAUUGUUGCCGCAUUUCUGAUGGAUUUUUUUUUUCUCGACUUGCCAAGCACAACAAUUGCCGCUUGGGAGUAGAAUGUCAUUUUUCCUACGUACGGAAGAAAAAGGAGGGAUUUUUUCUGUACUGUUUUCUCUUUUUCUUUUCAUCUUUCUUUUUUUAUCAUGAUUCAAUUAGUUGGUUACUUUUGAUAAUUAACCAGGGCAAAUGCGGACAAUAGUUUUAAAGAAUAAGUCAAGCGUUCGGUUCCUG